CGCCACCCGCCUUCAGUGCUCGAUUGGCCUCCUUCAAGGUCGGAUGUCACUAUUUACACUUUUCGCGUCGGUGGUUCGUCUCCCUCUCCCUUCUUUUCUCAUUCUAUCUGUUCGCGUAUUUGAUCAUCAUCAUUUGUAAAUUUUCUUUUUGAUUUUUGCUUUUCUUCAUAUCUACCUCUAGACUUAUUCUCUCUCUCCUUAUCUCUCGUUGUUCAUUCCCUUUUUGUGUUUAUUAGCUAUCCUCUAUUUUCUUUUUCUUUGUUUCUUUAUUCCCCAUCCAACUUAACUCGCCGAUUUCCUAUUUGAUCUAACGACGCCGAAAUAUUGAAACCAAAACAUCCAAGUUUACAUCCCUUUUAAAAAAAAAAGUUAGUGAAGAAAAUAUGGGAAUCUCCAGCCUAUUGUCUCUCUCGGUCAUUGCCAUCCUGUUCGGCCAAAGACACUGCAUAGCAUUCUUCUUACACGACGGAUGCCUCAUAAUGGAACACUACAGCAUAAGGACGUUCGAAGACUCCAUUAGCUUCCUCAUGCUAUUUCCUCCCAAGGAUGAUUUCUUCCUGACUAUCACCCAGGAUACGCCUUCCUCCUACUUCUACCCGGCGAGAGGCAUAGCACACGAAGGGCCUCAGACAUGGAUGCAGAUGGAUCUCCUCCUGAGCGACUCCAUCGAAAUGCGCUUUCAGAAUGGGACGACGUGGAUGAAGGAAGCCACUCCUGUAAAGAGGCUUGUUCCUAAAUCCGUUUCCAUGUCCUUUGGUCUUUGGGCACCGAACUGUCCACAGAAAAUGCCUUUCUGGACGCUGCGGGAAAAGGCAGCGUCCUUGCAGCGUGAUCUAUGGGAUAAUCAAGACGUAACCUUUUCCCUGGUUUCAACUGCUGGGUCUUUGGUGUACCUAGACAUAGGGAGGGAAAAUUUAUUGUUGUGCUGGGAUGCUACAACUGACCAGCUUGUUGUGGGUUUUGUGAAAUCAGUGGAUAGAAGAUGCCAACCUUUACCUCCUCUCCUGCCGAUGUGGCUGCGAGUCGAGUUCAAAGAGAGGAUGGUUACGCUCAGCAGCCCCGACCGCGCCGGUAGAAUCUUGAGAUCUUUCUCUCUGCGUCCAACGACAGCUAGACUUGCCAUCAAGACCCUGAGAACCACGGGAGAGGUGUAUGUGGUGGAACACGUCGAUGGUUAUCCAGAGCCUACUCGUGUUCUUCCUUUGUCACAAGAGGAAGCUUCAGCUGCCCAAAAUAAAUCGGCGUGGGUGUGGGUGUGGGCGUGUGUCUCUGUCGUUUGCAUCCUCUCCUUGAUGCUGUUGGCGGCUGUUUGGUUAUCCUUCGUCUUUUAUUCACGCUGGCAGAGGGCAAAGGAGGUGUUGCUGUUGCUGCGGAAGGGAGGAGACGACGCCGGGCGGGAGAGCCAGGGCGCGCCCGUCACCACCAAGGACAACUUCUACACCCCCCAGCCCGUGGUCCCCCCUCUGCCCUUGUCACUACUUGCUCCUCCUACCGUUGUCCCCGCCAGGUCACUGGAAGAUCAAUAUUUGACCCCGAGAAAGUACCAAACGCUGGUCGAAUCCGAGCACGUGUACGAGGAGGUGGACGCCGUGGCGAGGUGGUCGGCCUCGAAGAAAGCCCAAGGGAAGGCAAACAAGGCUUUUGAAAAGGUUUUGCCGAAAGAGGGGAGUUGCGAUGGGAUUUCGUGAUGGAGGGUAGCUGUCUGUUAAAAGGAAAAGAAAAAAACAACAUAUUUAAACUUUUUUGAACGGUUUAUGUUAUACUUUUUCUGUGUAGCUUAAACUAUGUAGCUUAAACUGCUAGAAGAAUUCAGAGGAGAGGCUAGACUCGGUACAAAAUGAAAGGCUAAAGUGUCUGAACAAUUCCAAGCGGCUUUGACCAUUAAAUCAUGCGACUGCUUUUCUUUGUGCUUUGAAACCUACGUAAUAAUGCGACACACUAGUUUUUCUCCUUAGGACAAGGUUUAUUCGUUGGGCUCUUAAAUUGUGUUGCGGAUUAGUUAUGAUCUCUGACUAAUAUAGGCGUGUGUGAAAAUCUAUGACAGAACAUAAUUAUAGAUUCGCGUGUGACACCUUUGUGUUUUUAUACAGAGAUACCAUUCUUCUUUGGUGCUUGUGAUAAGUUCCAAUUACAUUAUCUUUGAUUAUUAUAUCAGGAUUCGUUAAACUCUUUGGGUAACAAAACAUCUUUGUACGAGUUGAAAUCUUUGUGACAACUUUUUGCUUGUCUCCAUUAUCCGAAUGUUAAAUAAUGUAUUCGGUUAUUUACACACUCUAUAUCAAGCAUGCAUUAGAUUAUAACUUCCAUGUUUUUCCUUGUGCUGAUAAAAGCUUUCUUCAAUGUUGAUAAAAUAUUUCUUAGAAAGAGAUACACACUUUCUAGGGAUUUUUUAUACGGAUUUGUGGCGUUAUACACUGUAUAUUGUCAAUUACAUCUCUUCAUAACCACAUAUAGACUGGACCAUACAUACUGAAUUGCCCAAUACUGAUUUUCAUAUUUCUU
Penaeus chinensis is the source of this 2502-nucleotide messenger RNA. RefSeq lists its product as uncharacterized. The record is from RefSeq and is a predicted model, not a curated record. NCBI's taxonomy places the organism in Eukaryota, Metazoa, Arthropoda, Malacostraca, Decapoda, Penaeidae. The coding region runs from base 384 to 1688 and encodes 434 amino acids. The transcript has 6 exons.